Messenger RNA from Vombatus ursinus (common wombat), 1653 nucleotides. RefSeq names its product CCAAT/enhancer-binding protein delta-like. Gene Ontology annotation, molecular function: DNA-binding transcription factor activity, RNA polymerase II-specific; RNA polymerase II cis-regulatory region sequence-specific DNA binding. The transcript has a single exon. Bases 73 to 1128 code for a protein of 351 amino acids. The record is from RefSeq and is a predicted model, not a curated record. NCBI's taxonomy places the organism in Eukaryota, Metazoa, Chordata, Mammalia, Diprotodontia, Vombatidae. Gene Ontology annotation, biological process: regulation of cell differentiation; regulation of transcription by RNA polymerase II; DNA-templated transcription.
AGCAGCCCCAGGUGCGGACUCCCGUCCUUCAGGCGCGCGCAGCGCGGGGCUCGCAGGUGCCCGCCCGGCUCCAUGAGCACCGCGCUCUACAGCCUCGACAGCCCGGCAUGUUACAGGAACUGGUCCAUGGAACCGGCCAACUUCUACGAGACCAAUAAAGGCGGCGGUGGCCCCGGUGGGCUCGGAGCCUCCUGCAAGCCAGGCCGGGGCCCCCUGAGCGGCUGCGAGGAGCACGGCGGCAGCGGCAGCGGCAGCGGGGGAGGAGGAGCGGGAGGCGGCGGCGGCGGGGGCGGUGCUAACCUGGCGGAGCUGAGCGCGGCCGCACCGGCCAUGUACGACGACGAGAGCGCCAUCGACUUCAGCUCCUACAUAGACUCCAUGUCCUCCGUGCCCAACCUGGAGCUGUGCCACGACGAGCUCUUCGCCGACCUCUUCAACAGCAAUCACAAGCCCGAGCGCGGGGGCGGCGGGGCGGGCAGCCACGCCAGCGCCGGGGACUACGAGUACCUGCCCGGGCACCCCGCGCACUCCCACCCCCCGGCGCACAAGGACUUCGCCAGCGCCAUGGCCAGCCUCUUGGGCGCGGGCACCAGCGCGUCCCCGCCGAGCGCCCUGAAGCAGGAGCCCGACUGGAGCGACAGCGACAUGUCGUCGUCCCUGCUGCCCUCGCAGAUAGCCACCUGCGCGCAGACCAUCAUGAACCUAUCGGCGGCCGGCCAGCCCACCCCGCCCACCUCCCCGGAGCCGUCGGGCUGCAGCUCCAGCUCCAGCUGUUCCAGCGGCCGCUCCCCUGCGGCGCCAGCGCCGCCGCCGCCACAUCUGGGCAAGGAGAAGAGCGGCAGCGGCGGCGGCGGCGGCAAGAAGUCUCUGGACCGGUUCAGCCCCGAGUACCGGCAGCGGCGGGAGCGCAACAACAGCGCGGUGCGCAAGAGCCGGGACAAGGCCAAAAAGCGCAACCAGGAGAUGCAGCAGAAGCUGGUGGAGCUCUCCUCCGAGAACGAGAAACUGCACAAGAAGAUCGAGCAGCUGACCAGGGACUUAUCGAGCCUGAGACAGUUUUUUAAACAGCUGCCCAGUUCGUCCUUUCUCCAAGCCGGCACCGCCUCCUCGGGCAUUGACUGUCGGUAACUGGGACCGAAGUGGGGGUGUCGGGAGCUGUCGAGGGCGACAGGGAACGGGGCCGGGGUGGGGGGGGCGGCUCGGGGAAGAGGAGCGGGUGGGAAGAGGGACAGAGACGAUUAGUCAAACUAUCAAUACCUCAGAGACUCCAAAGAUCACCUUGUAGCAGAACCCUACGUGUUUUCGCAGCCUGUUCUGUGGCAUGCAGCAAGAAACGUGAAAUUGUUGGUGGUUUUGUUUCUUUUGAACGCAGUAGCUGGAUGAAGCUACAUUCUGGAUUAACACACAACCAAACUGCAAGAGAAGCUAUAAAAUGUUUUCCUUAAAUUAUUUUUGUAAUGGUAGCUUUCGUUUUGUUGUUUUUUUUUUCUACAUCUUACUUCUGUUGAUGCAGCUAUGGUACAUUUGUAAAAAAAAAAAGAUUAAAAAAAACCAACCUUUGUAUUGUAGGUAAGAGGAAAAGCCUGAGCAUGCUCAACUUUUUAUAUUAAUUUUUACAGUAUUUCUAAGAAUAAAAAAAAGCAUUUUAAAUCA